AUGUCUCUGGAUCUAGCUAUAGAUAAAAACGACUCGUUUGUGCCCGACGAAGAAGACGAUUUGUGUCCUCUCUGUGUGGAGGAAAUGGACAUCACAGAUAAAAACUUCUGGCCAUGUCCUUGUGGGUACCAGGUGUGUCAGUUUUGUUACAACAACAUCAGAACGAACCCGGAGCUCAACGGUAAAUGUCCUGCGUGUCGUCGACAGUACGAGGACAAGAACGUGGUGCACAAGAACGUUACAGCCGAAGAAUGGAAGAUCAACCAGGCUCGUAAGGAGAAACAGAAACGGGAACGAAGACAAGUGGAAAAGGAACGGAAGGACGCCGAACAGGCUAAACGUCACCAUCUCGCAGGCAUGAGAGUCAUCCAGCAGAAUUUGGUGUAUGUGGUGGGUCUAAAUCCACCAUGUAGUGCAGAAGAUUUACCAGCAGUCUUGCGGUCAGACAAGUAUUUUGGUCAGUACGGUAAGAUCUCGAAAAUCGUCAUCAACAAGAGAACUCCAAACCCAAACAACCCGCAUCAUACCAACCCGGGAUAUGGCGUUUAUGUCACGUUUGCUCGGAAAGAAGACGCCUCCAGAUGCAUUGCUGCUGUUGACGGCUCGAUCAGCGAUGGACGGGUCCUCAAGGCUGCCCAUGGAACAACAAAGUACUGCUCUUCUUACCUUAGAGGACAGCCUUGUCCAAACCCAAACUGCAUGUUCUUGCACGAGCCAGGAGAAGAGGCCGAUUCGUACACUCGGAAAGAUUUGUCCACUCGUGCCAUCAACAAGAAGUACGAGGAAAGAAGUGCCACCAACGGUCUGAUUCCUCCUCCUCCCGCCUCGUCGUCGUCGUCUCACCACGAAGAACAACCCUCCCCAGAACCGGUGUCUGCGGUUCCUACUCCGUCGCCCGCUCCUGCUUCUGCCCACGACGACGAAAACAUGCCUGCUCUUCCUCCAACGGCCUCGUGGGCCAAAGUCCAGUCCCAGUCGAGCCUUGGUCCAUCCUCCAUCAACGACCUUCCUGUUCCUGGCGGACUUUCUGCCUUCCCAUCUUUGGGCGAUGCUCUGUUGCAAAGACCAGUGAAAACACCAACUAUCCAACAGAAGAAGAAAGACAAGAGCAAGGACAUCGGUAUCAUUGAAGACCCUCUGCUGUGCUUCAAGAUGGUGGACGAGAACCUCAAGCUGCUCAAUAGUCACGACGAGUUCUCCUACACGAUCAAGGCCAGUUUGAGAAAAAGUCCUGCCCAGGCGCCUUUCCACCGGUUCAAUACAGAAGAAAUGCACAACACUUUGAUCUCUCCAGAAGACAACAAACAGCACAUGUCCAAGCUGAUCGACUCGUUGUUGUUCGUUCCGUUCAGCAAGAACUACAGCUACAAGUCGUCUGUUUCUCCUGAGGCUGCCAAGCCUGUGCAAGCAGCACAACCUUCACAACAAUUCUACCAGCCUCAGCCACAGAGAUAUCAAAACAGCAUUCUUCAAGCCGGAAAGCAAUCUGCACAGCAAUUUCUACAACAACAGCUCCUUCAGGAACAGAAACUGAAGGCUCUGCGUCUAGAUAAACCAAGCACAGCCACUCCUCCUCCACCAGGACUUUUCCCGGCCUCCAGCUCGGAUAAUAUCAAGAGUAAUAACAGUGCCGAGCUGUUGAGCCAGUUGAUGGGUGGAAAGAAAGUGGCCGUGUAG
Messenger RNA from Ogataea philodendri, 1677 nucleotides. RefSeq lists its product as uncharacterized. Gene Ontology annotation, cellular component: CCR4-NOT complex. Gene Ontology annotation, molecular function: metal ion binding; RNA binding; ubiquitin-protein transferase activity. The transcript has a single exon. Bases 1 to 1677 code for a protein of 558 amino acids. Lineage: Eukaryota; Fungi; Ascomycota; Pichiomycetes; Pichiales; Pichiaceae. The record is from RefSeq and is a predicted model, not a curated record. Gene Ontology annotation, biological process: protein ubiquitination.